CCUCUCUUUAGCCGGCUCUCUGUUCGCGGACCGGAAAAACUGAGCUGUGAAGACGUACGUGCGUGGAGACGUGAUUACGUGCCGCUUGAGGCCGAUGCUAUCCGCGGGAAGCCCGGUUUCAAAACGAGGAAUAUGGCAGAUCAAAUCCAGGAAGGAGGCAUACAUUUCCCUUUCCCCUAUACUCCUUACUCUAUCCAGAAGGACUUUAUGGCAGAGCUGUACCGUGUUUUGGAGGCUGGAAAGAUUGGAAUAUUUGAGAGUCCAACUGGUACUGGUAAGUCCUUAAGUCUCAUUUGUGGGGCUCUUUCUUGGCUCCGUGACUUUGAGCAGAAGAAGCAACAAGAAGAAGCCCGUCUUCUUGAAAAGCACUUGGAGGAACCUCCACCUCACAUGUCUACUAGCCAGGGGGCCCCAGAUGCCCCAAAGCCUACUGGGGACCCUGAUUGGAUUGCCCAGUUUGUGCAGAAGAAAGAAGAAAAGGACAUGAUAGACAGACUAAAGGAUGAACAAAUCAAGAGGAAGAAGCGAGAGGAACGUCUCCAACAGAUACGCCACAAUGCACAUUUAAAAUAUGCACCCAAAAGAAUGAGACAAGAAGAAGAAGAGAUGGCACGCCUAUUGCACCUCAGCAAGGAGAUGCUAGCAGCUGCAGGGAGUGGACCGCCAGAGGAAGAACUGGGCAAGGAAGAAGAACUGGUUCUUGCUGAAUAUGAGAGUGAUGAAGAGAAAAAACCAGUCAGUGGAGCUUAUGAAGAGGAUGAUGAAGACCUGGAAGAGGAACAUGUAACCAAGAUUUAUUACUGCAGUCGAACACACUCUCAGCUGACGCAGUUUGUGCAUGAAGUACAGAAGAGUCCCUUUGGUAAAGAGACGAGACUUAUCUCCCUUGGCUCCCGGCAGAACCUUUGUGUGAAUGAAGAAGUGAAACCUGGGUCAGUUCACCUCAUCAAUGACCGCUGUCUGGAGAUGCAGAGAAACAAGCAUGAGAAGAAAAAUAAAGAGGAAGAAAAGCCAAAGAAAAGGAAAACGGAGAACCGUGCUUCUUGCCCCUUCUACAACUACGAGCAGAUGCAGUUUCUUCGUGAUGAGGUUCUCAUGGACGUGAAAGACAUUGAGCAGCUGGUGGCCCUAGGGAAGGAGACUCAAGCCUGCCCCUACUAUGGCAGUCGAUUUGCCAUUCCUUCAGCCCAGCUGGUGGUUCUCCCUUACCAAAUGCUGCUGCAUGCUGCAACCCGUCAUGCUGCUGGCAUUAAACUUCAGGGACAGGUGGUAAUCAUUGAUGAAGCCCACAAUCUGAUUGAUUCGAUCACAAGCAUCCACAGUGCUGAGGUUAGCGGUUCCCAGCUCUGCCACGCUCACUCCCAGCUGUCCCAAUACAUGGAGCGAUACAGGAAACUUUUGAAGGCCAAGAACCUGAUGUACAUCAAACAAAUUUUGUAUUUGCUGGAGAAAUUUGUGACUGUUUUGGGUGGAAAUGUGAAACAGAAUCCCAACACUCAGAGCCUCAUUCAAACAGGGACUGAGCUGAAGACCAUCAAUGACUUCCUGUUUCAGAGCCAGAUUGACAAUAUCAAUCUAUUCAAGGUGCAACGGUAUUUUGAGAAGAGCAUGGUCAGCAGAAAGUUGUUUGGGUUCACGAAGGAAUACGGUGGUGUCUCUGUCCUUCCACCUUCUAAAGAGCAAUCCAAGUUGGCUGGUUUCCAACACUUCUUGCAGAGCCUUCAGCCUGGGACUGGAGCAGCUCCAUCCUCACCUUCCACAGACGAUGAGAGCAGACCCGCAUGGCUUGGCUCUCCACUGAUGCAAAUUGAAAGCUUCCUUGCAGCUCUUACCACUGCCAACCAAGAUGGCAGGAUAAUUGUGAACAGACAAGGCAGCCUCAGUCAGAGCAGUCUCCGGUUUUUACUCCUGAAUCCCUCAGUGCACUUUGCCCAGGUGGUAAAGGAGUGUCGGGCAAUGAUCAUUGCUGGGGGCACCAUGCAGCCGGUGGCUGAUUUUCGGCAACAGUUGCUAGAAUGUGCUGGGGUUGGAACAGAGCGUGUGGUUGAGUUUUCCUGUGGCCAUGUAAUCCCACCAGACAAUAUUCUACCCAUUAUCCUUUGCAGUGGGCCCUCGAAUCAGCAAUUGGAAUUCACCUAUCAGAAGAGAGAGCUGCCUCAGAUGAUGGAUGAAAUUGGCCGCAUCCUCUGCAACAUAUGCAAUGUGAUUCCUGGAGGUGUGGUCUGCUUUUUCCCCUCCUAUGAGUACUUGCACAAGGUACAGGCACACUGGGAGCAGAGUGGUCUACUGACUCGUCUGGCAGUAAAGAAGAAGAUAUUUCAGGAGCCUAACAGAGCAAACCAGGUGGAACAGGUGCUGGCUGAAUACUCCAAGUGCAUUAAGAGAUGCAGCCAAGUAAAAGAUAUGAUGACUGGGGCCCUUCUCCUUUCAGUGGUUGGAGGGAAGAUGAGUGAAGGGAUCAACUUCUCUGAUGACUUAGGGCGGUGUGUGGUUAUGGUGGGCAUGCCCUACCCCAACAUCAAAUCCCUGGAGCUGCAGGAGAAGAUGGCGUACCUGGAUCAGACCCUUCCCAAUAGCCCAGGGAAAGCCUUGAUUGAAAACCUGUGUAUGAAAGCUGUCAACCAGUCUAUAGGACGGGCCAUUCGGCAUCAGCAGGAUUUUGCCAGCAUCCUACUCCUUGACCAACGUUAUUCCCGUUCAUUUGUUCUGGCCAAACUACCUGGCUGGAUCCGAGCCCAGGUGAAAAUCAAUGCCACAUUUGGCUCGGCCUUUGCUGCUUUGAGGAAGUUUCACCGGGAGAAAUCGGAUCCUUCCUGACAGAUGAGCAUCACUCCCUACUACCUGCCUGAGCCUGCUGCAUGUGCUAGUAUACCUCCAGUUUUGGCUGCAAAGAAGACAAAACACAGAUCUAGCUCCAGCUUUUUCUGCCCUGUUUCCUUGUGUGAGGACUGGAGGAACGUUUUAUGUUGGUGCAAAACACUUGGACAGCAAGACUUCCACAACCUGUCUUGAGAAGUUAGAAGAGAAUCUGGGCUUUGGAGUAGAAGACUGAGUUGAUGGUGGCGGGUUAGGGUAUUGUAGAUUUUGUAUUGCAGCUUUAGACUGGAUCUGUUCUCAGAUGAGAUGGACAGAGAAGUUAUGGUAGGAGAAAGAUGUGGGUUGAAUUUCACUUUAGUUAAAGAAGAAAGAAAAGUUUGGUGUUAUUCGGAGGAAGCAUUGGAGAAUGGAUUUUUUGCACUUGGUUUUUACUGGUUGUUCUUGCCUCUCCUUCCUGCUACUUUGUUGUGAAACACUGUCCAGACCCAGCAUGAAGCUGCCACUAGGUAGCUUCUCCCUGAAGCAUGUCUGUGUGGCAUGUCGAUCUCCUUUGAGGAUUUAUGAAGAAAUUUAACCUCAGUCUUUUGUCAUCUGUCCACCACCUACCUCCCUUUUUGAGCUCGUUUAGCCCUCUUUUUCUCACAAAGAAAAUAAAUAUUAGUCCAUGCUUUUUCUAUUUUUGCCCCCAGGACAUCUUGCCUCCCUGCCUCCUGAAAAGGGGCUGGGGUUUAAAGGAGCACAAUUCCAUAUAGGUGGCUUGUUCCAGUUCCCCUUUCAAAGCCAAUGCAAUCACACAGUUACCUGUCAUCGAAAUGUUAGGGGCUAUGGGCUCCCAGGAUGAUUAUUUUUAGCCAUUAUGUGUCUAUUUCUGUGUCUCUGCUGUGUGGCUAUCUCUACCCUAGGAUAUCUGAAUCUCCCCUUUGCUACUUACCCAUGCCCCAAAGAAAAGGACCCCUUCCACUCUCAUAAUGGUGAAAAGGAGGGCUUACUCUUACUGUCAUGUAUUAACAUGCCUUGAUUAAAGUGCACGUUUGGUUCA
Messenger RNA from Dromiciops gliroides (monito del monte), 3856 nucleotides. RefSeq names its product DEAD/H-box helicase 11 (gene DDX11). Gene Ontology annotation, cellular component: nucleus. Lineage: Eukaryota; Metazoa; Chordata; Mammalia; Microbiotheria; Microbiotheriidae. Gene Ontology annotation, biological process: establishment of sister chromatid cohesion; nucleobase-containing compound metabolic process. Gene Ontology annotation, molecular function: ATP binding; DNA binding; hydrolase activity, acting on acid anhydrides, in phosphorus-containing anhydrides. The record is from RefSeq and is a predicted model, not a curated record.